Messenger RNA from Selaginella moellendorffii, 287 nucleotides. RefSeq names its product origin of replication complex subunit 6-like. The transcript has 4 exons. The record is from RefSeq and is a predicted model, not a curated record. The coding region runs from base 3 to 236 and encodes 77 amino acids. NCBI's taxonomy places the organism in Eukaryota, Viridiplantae, Streptophyta, Lycopodiopsida, Selaginellales, Selaginellaceae.
CUAUGACAGAUAUCUGCUUCGAUUUGGUCGGUGUUGAGAAAGAGAAAUCCGAAUCAAGAACUAGAGGAUGCAAGAGAGCUCUGUCGGAUGCCACGAAUCUCGAGGAUCCAGGCAGGACAACAUGCCUAGAAUACGAGGAAUGGAAAGAGGCCGUUUUGUCAUCCUCGAAACAAAAUCCAUCACCUGGGGCUGUCAGAGACCAAAAGCAAACGCGCUUAAACUUUGAAAGAAUGUGAUUUUGAUAUUUUGUAAAAAAGGCAAAAGUAAAGUUACUCAUUUUUAAAAAA